This is a messenger RNA of Myotis brandtii (Brandt's bat), 4078 nucleotides long. RefSeq names its product KIAA1328 ortholog. The record is from RefSeq and is a predicted model, not a curated record. The transcript has 11 exons. Lineage: Eukaryota; Metazoa; Chordata; Mammalia; Chiroptera; Vespertilionidae. Bases 503 to 2305 code for a protein of 600 amino acids.
AAUUCACGAGGGACUGACUGGGUCAUGGUUCAGUAUUUGGAUUUUAUUGUAAAUGUGAUGGGAGGACAUCCAAUCAUGCUAUCCAGCGGGCUUAGUCUGCCUUUCUCUUUCUUGGUUAUCUGACUAAAUCCCAUUUGUCUUGCAAAAUCCAGCGUCACGCGUGGCAAAUAUUCCUUAACUCCCAGAUGAGGCCAAUGGCCAACUCCUGUGUGCUGCUUUAGAACAAUAGAUUACCGACCUCCUCUCACACUUCUGGGGCCCUCGUCUUCAGAUUUUUUUCAUAUGAAUGUGUUCAUUUCCCCCAUCUUUGUAGUCCCAGUAACACAGCGGUGGUUGCUAACCAAAGGUACGCUAAAGGACACGCCCGUUCAGUAGUGCCGGGCGCGGUUGCCCGGGGAGGUGGCUGCAGCGUUCUCCCAGCUCCCCGUCACCAGAGCGAGACCCAGGGCUUUCAGGACACUCCCUCCGCCAAGGACGCGUCUCGGGAGACCCAAACUCACCAAUGUCAGUUUCUGAUGAAGAACAAUCAGUAGUAUAUGUUCCAGGGAUUUCUACAGAAGGAAAUAUCCGAUCAAGACACAAGUCAAUGAGUCCAAAAGCUAAUGUUAAACUUAAGACUUCCAAGGUGACUGCUGCUUCAAUCUCCAUGGAGUCUUUAAAGGGUGCAGGAGAUUCCGUAAAUGAACAGAAUUUCUGCAAGGGAGGAAUAAAGAGUGCAUCAUUAAAGGAUUUAUGUCUUGAAGACAAAAGACGCAUUGCAAAUUUAAUUAAAGAACUGGCCAGAGUAAGCGAGGAAAAGGAAGUGACCGAAGAACGACUCAAAGCUGAGCAAGAAUCAUUUGAGAAGAAGAUCAGGCAGUUGGAAGAACAGAAUGAACUGAUCAUCAAAGAGAGAGAAGCUCUUCAGCUGCAGUAUAGAGAAUGCCAAGAUCUUCUAAGCCUCUAUCAAAAAUAUCUAUCAGAACAGCAAGAGAAGCUCACCGUGUCUCUCUCAGUGCUUGAUGCUGCCAGAACGCAGGAACAACAGGUACUCAAUAGGAAGAGCACUCUCCCGUCUUCAUCUGUGGAACUGGAUGGUUCCUACUUGAGUGUAGCCAAACCACAAACCUACUAUCAAACCAAGCAAAGGCCUAAAAACCUGGACUCAGCUUCGGAACCCCUUGUGGAGUUCAGAAAUAAUUCUUUGAAACCAUCAGCCCUUCAUUAUCCCAAAGAGGAUCCUGACAUGAUGCCAUCAGAAAAUAGAACACGUGAUUAUGGAUCCCCAGGGAAAAAACUAGCAGAUGUAGUCCCUACAGAGAAAGUUCCUUCAGAGGCAUUGAAGAUGAAGGAAUGCCAGCACCUUCAGCCCACUCCAUCUAGACUGUGUUGUGCUCAUAGACUUCCUGAAAAUGCAGAUCAUGUUCCCGUUAGCCAUCCUACAGACACGGCCCCUCAAUAUUCCAAGACACACCCAGAAUCAUGCCAUUAUUGUGGGCGUUCCUGGGCAUCUCUGAUGCAUGGCCAAGAGGUACUGCAGCCCAGUGAAAUUGAUUUCAAAAAGCAGCUAUCAGAAGAUAGAAGGCAGCAACUUAUGCUUCAAAAAAUGGAGCUGGAAAUUGAAAAGGAGCGCCUUCAGCAUCUGCUGGCCAAGCAGGAGACAAAGCUUCUCCUAAAACAGCAGCAGCUUCAUCAGUCUCGCCUGGACUACAAUUGGUUAAGAACUCAAGCUGUGUUUAACUCAAAAGAACUGAUUGCUGAUAACAAGCUUACUAAUCCCCGAGAACUCAACCUGGAUAUGAAUGGGAGUGACUCUGGACCAAGUUUGUUGAAGUCAGCGUGUGAUGGUUGGCUGCUUGGAACAUCGUCAUCCAUCAAAAAGCAUCCAGAGUCCAGUAACAGUGGAGAGACUAGAAGAGAAAAGAAAACAGUUGGGUUUCAGUCACCUAUGGAAGAUGAUGCCCUGUGGACAUGUCAAAAGACAGAUACAUAUCGACCCCAAAGAGGGACAAUGACAGGAGUUAGAAAAGAUGCGUCCACAUCUCCUAUAACAGCCGAAAGCCAAAAGGACCUUUUAUGCUCAACCACAUCGUCAUUCCAACAUGAAUCUUCCCGGUAUGAGACAUCUCUGUUGGAUUUAGUUCAAUCUUUGAGCCCAAAGUCUGCUGCUAAACCUCAGCCCCAUCCCUGCAGAGAAGCCGGGGCCUGGAAUCAUAGCACUUGCCGACUCAGUUCUCUAAAAUCAACCCGGAAGAAGAUGGGGGCAGGCAGGACCCCCGAUGACCUACAGGAGAAUCAAAUUCUGGAAGACAUCUUUUUCAUUUGACACCGAAGCAGUUGAUACAAAAUUUCCAUAAGCACUUUGUAGGCUUCCUAAUAUACCGAUCUAGGAUUUUAAAUUUUUAAUUGCAAGUAAUUGUGUCUCUCCUUUCACAGUGCCCUUUGUCACUAGCAUUCUGUUAUGUAUUGAUUAUAGAAAUCAUCCUAACAACCCCAGGGUGUUUUGAUCAGACCCAUCAGUAGCUAACACAUUAAGGGGGGUGGGAUGGCGGGCAGUAUCUUUUCUAUGCCAAGCAGAGAUGAGAAAAUUCAGCAUGGUGGAGGCCAUUGCAUAUGCAGCCUUGCUUCAAGAGUCUUUCCUUCUCAAUAUUUGCUGGAAAAGGUUGGCUCACUUUUGUACACAAGGAAAACCUAUCUACUGAAAUAUUCCUCCGAUUUAAAAGUAGCCCCUUGUAACAUAAGCAAUUUCAGGCGGACAGACCCUUUUACCUCUUACCCUGUUCUCUCCACACCUACAUCUAAGUGUAGUCAUUUAAUUCUGAAGCUGGAGUUGGUGCACCUGUUAUCACAAGCAACACUGAAGGCCAAGUGUGAAUCAGGCUCAUUGGUCAUCAGCCUGGCAGCUGUGCAUCCCAUGACCAAAAGGGCUCAGUGGGCUAGAGGGAGGGACCCACAAGACCCACCCAACCCCUGGAAACCGGCAUGAACUCACACAAGAGUGGCCGCACCAGUGGAGGCAGAAGCCUGAAACACUUUUCCUACCAUGCACCAAUUUCCCUGGAUGGAUAAGAGUAAUCUCUCGGUAUUUUGUUGAUCCAAGUGUCCCAUGGUUGUGUCUGGAGAAGAUACCACUGGAGGGACAGUAGCCUCAGUUCCUGCAGGCUGAUAGGCUUUCUCCGGCCCUCCCUCUCUUUCAUGAGGAUCCAAAACCCUGGCUGCCCAGGGCUAAUGUCCCAUGCCUCCAAAGAGCCACCUCUACUCACCCGGUUAUGCUCCACCACCCCAAGCAGAGCCUCCCCAUUUCCCACUGGACCUCCCUUGACCCAGGGAAAGCCUGUCCAGCAGAGCUCUGAGCUCCAUCCUUCAACUUACUAUGGCUCAGCGGCCUCUCAGGCUGCUGGCUGGGUGAUGACUGCACAGAGCCAGUGAGUUUAACCCUUUCCAGGCACUGGAACAAGGUGAAGAUGUGUCCCCCGGUGUGUAUUACUGCAUAACUGUUUGACCUGGACAGUGUUGCUUUUCUCUCCCUCUCACCAACCCCAGGCUUGAACUAGGAGCAAGACUCCAUCAUUUGGAAUUGGUAGGCAGGUCAGACCCCCCGGGGCAGCUGCACUUAGUGAGCCUGCAUGGCUUCCCUGAAUUCUCCAUCAAAAUAGAUGAUUUCAGCCUACAAAGCCUUGAGCAGCCUCCCUGCCUGGACAGAUCUAAAUCGCACUGUCUCUCAGGCUGAGCCCGUCACCUCCCACACCUUCCUUUACUCGGGUCUCUUGUGCUUCGGAGCCUCCCAACACCAUAUUCUUGAUCCACAGUAAAUACAAGGUCAGGACUGAGUUGGAGCCAUUCACUUGAAAAGUUUAAAAAUCCUUGCCGACUACAAUGUCCUUUUCAAGUUCACCCCCGUGAGAGUCGCCGAGUCAAUGUCAUCCUAUUUCAGAAAGCGUGUGGAAAAUGAGUGGCCAUUUUCUUAGUUAUGUUUGCAGACCAUAUAUUCUCGCUCCAUGUGUUAUGACCACCUAAGUGCACCCAACUCCCAGGGGUCAUCCAGACCACACUCCUCCCUUCCGGCCACCAGUGGCCUCCACCCUCCAGGGUCAGUGGA